Dacryopinax primogenitus is the source of this 556-nucleotide messenger RNA. RefSeq lists its product as uncharacterized. The transcript is spliced from 2 exons. The coding region runs from base 22 to 315 and encodes 97 amino acids. Lineage: Eukaryota; Fungi; Basidiomycota; Dacrymycetes; Dacrymycetales; Dacrymycetaceae. The record is from RefSeq and is a predicted model, not a curated record.
GCAGACGGCGAUGAUCCCUCGAUGAACGCGUCGAGAGGUUCAGAAGCCGAUAGAUACGGUGAAUUCAUCCUUUCGGGCCAGUCCGCUGCGAAGAUUGCAGAAGUGGAACCGGAGAAUCGAGGCACAGAGCUUCGUACAAUGUCACCUCCCAUCUCCGGCUAUCCUCUUUGGACGAAAUGUGUUGGUGAUUGGAUGGUCCGGGCAACCACCCAAGGUACUGCUGAGCUGCUUGAUCUUCGUCGUCAUGGAGAGGAUCAGGCGGCGAUGGGAAAAACGACUGCCUUGUCCCACUUCGCUCCCAGCUGUACGUCUUGAUCAUGAUCCUGUCACGAAGCAAGUGUUAUCGUAUGUUCAAUUUCGACAUGACGGCUACGAAGUUAUGUCAACAAGGCAGCAUUCUUUGGACACGCUUGCUCUUAAUGGCGAAUGGUCCAUUCAUGGCCGUAGAAAGGAUGCAUCGACAUUCACGCGAUCAACUGGAAGACACAGUGCUUUGUUAACCUGGCUUUCCUAUCUGGAAUGACUAAGAAGUUUUUAUCGGUCACAUUCACUAAAG